Messenger RNA from Plasmopara halstedii, 201 nucleotides. RefSeq lists its product as uncharacterized. The transcript is spliced from 3 exons. The record is from RefSeq and is a predicted model, not a curated record. Lineage: Eukaryota; Oomycota; Peronosporomycetes; Peronosporales; Peronosporaceae. Bases 1 to 201 code for a protein of 66 amino acids.
AUGCAGGAAAAGAUUGUCGCAAAUCGACUCUACGAAAAUAGUCACCACGAGCAAUCCAGCGCGCUUGAGUGUCAGCCUCAAGGUGCCAAACUAGAGCUUCCACUACGCUCCAGGAUGGAAGAGAUUGGUCUUUUUUCGCAAGAUUUUUUGGCUGUUGGAGGAAGUGCACGAACAAUUCCUUCAGAAGCGCAAAUCAUGUAG